AUGUCGUAUAACCUACCGUGCCCAAGCUUAGUGGGCCUUAUACUCGUGGCCUCGACCCACAAUGGCCCCCAUUUCUCCUUCUGCUACCCUCCCGAAUUGGGUUCGGACGAUUUCCACCGCAGAAAACAAACCACCUCUGAAGACCAACUCAAUGAUGAAGAUUACGUUCAAGAAGAGUCUGCAGAGGGACCUGAAGAAAGCUACGAUUUCAAUCAUAUGAAUUCGUAUAUAGGCACAAAGAAGGAUAUUUUGACGGUGCUAGAUACCCAGGAAAGACUCAAGAGAGAACGAAGCAUUGAUGUUCACUCAGCUUCUAGCUUGCACAACGGAACAUCUAGAAGCUCUUUACGCCAGGUCACGUCGAACCUGAGCAAGGCAUCGACGAAUCCGUUAGAGGACUCCAGUAGGAUCCUUGGAUUCGAAAGGGAGUAUCUUAGUGAGAUGCUCUGUCCGCCUCGACUGAUGUGUAAUAGUCGUUUUGAGGUUAUGAUUGAAGAUGUGGUGUUUUUGGGACUACCUGUUCAUAUUGGGCCCGAUGGGUCCUGGCGUCCUGGAAGGCUGCAACGGAAACUGGUCGCCGAAGUGUCUGAUAACGAAGAGGAUGAAACGCUGACGAAGAACUCCAUGUCGAUGUUUCACUUGGUGUUUGUUCUUGAGCCGCCAGAAAUCGAGAGGAACUAUAGAAUUGACGAGAUGUUCUAUUGUGUCACGUCAAAGUUGUCAUUGGUGCUUCGAUACGAGCAGCAGAAACGAGAUUAUGUUUGGAACCAGAUAAGGCUUAUUCUGAAGACGAAGGAGGAAUGGAGAACACAGACCACUCUUCAUUCAACACUGAUGUCAGACUACUUGAUAUCCAAGCUGUCGCUAUGUAAGCUCAUUGUGGACUGCUUUGAAGCUAUUUCGUCAAGCAAGAUCGCCAACCUCUUGGUGAACAACAAACGCAAGUCGUUCCAGAUCCCGCUAAAACUGGAAUUCUCAUCGUUGCCAGACUCGACGGUACCGUAUAUUCCAGGCUCUCAUUUAUCAUCCACAGCCAAUAUGCUUGCAUCCACUGGGCUUGUUAACUUGGGUGAAACCACUAGAUACCACACGAAGGGCCUCAUGAACUUGCUUCUAGACGGAAGCCUUACGUCUGGUAACUACGGCGCUGGAGAGGAAGUAAACUCACUGGAUGACGAGGAAGCCAAUGCAACUUCCUCAGAAGAUGUAAUAUACUUUGCUCUUCUACUACUUGAUAGUCCUGAGGUGAUUAUAAAGGAGUUAAAGGCGGAACCGCAGAGUCAAUUGGCAAGGUUUAUCAGGCUAGUAAGGCCUACAGAGUCAUUGAUCAAGAUCACAAACAAGAUGAAAUCUAUUUAUGGCGAGAAAUCACCUAUCAGCUUAUCCCACAUUAAAUCAUACGCCUUUCAACUCAUCUACUGGCGCAAGGCAAGGGUUGUGCCUCCACUUAACUCAAGAGCCAUCUACAUAGUGUCUCCCAUGGCACCACUCGAAACCAAUUUCAGAAGGGAUAUUAGAUUGUUCAAGGAAAGCUUCUCGACGCUUCCGUCUUUACCACUGUUUCUUAAACUUCUAUCUACAAGAUCGAAAAAGCCCAAGCAAUUCGCCAGCAUCAUUCCUUCACGAGACCAUAAAGAACUAUACUUAUCUGCCCUUGCCUGGUUAAUCAGAUUUGGCUACGUGACGCAACUACAUACAUACAUUUGGCUCAAGAUUCCGAGGAAGAUUAAGAUGAGAGUUGAAGAGGAGGAGGAAACAGAACGAGGCAAAGAACCAAAACGCAAAAGAGGACUGGAUAGCACAAAAGACCUGACUGUGGUGGAUAAUAAAGUCGACAACAAGGUUGACAAUAAAGUGGAUAAUAAGCUUGAAAACCCUGCUGACGUUUCUUCUUCGCCCAGUAAGGCUACAAGGGCCCCAGCGUCUAAAGGGUUGCUGGGCUCAUUGGAUAGUGAAAUCGCCAACAUCGAAAAAAAGCUCGGAAUGGCCAACAUUGCAUCAAAUAUCAUUCUUCAGGAAGAAGAUGAUACUAUCUUAGUUGAUCCUGGAAGAGCAUCAAGCACACAAAGAAGAUGGAUAAACCGGGUCAUUCACGAGGAAAGCAAACUUACGCCCGAGCUCAUCGCCGUCUUCUACAAGCUUCUCAAGUAUAUGAAUGGUAAGAACUCACUUGAGCUUUUGUUGCUUAAAGAGAACGUUUCAAGAGUUGAGCUCAGGAAACUUCUCCUAGCAAUCGAAGACUUUAUCAUCUCAGUCAGACACUGGUAA
Molecule: messenger RNA, 2268 nt
Organism: Candidozyma haemuli
Lineage: Eukaryota; Fungi; Ascomycota; Pichiomycetes; Serinales; Metschnikowiaceae
Exons: 1
Coding region: 1-2268 (755 amino acids)
Biological process (GO): TORC1 signaling; negative regulation of TORC1 signaling; cellular response to amino acid starvation
Cellular component (GO): GATOR1 complex
Source: RefSeq, a predicted model, not a curated record